Molecule: messenger RNA, 1736 nt
Organism: Telopea speciosissima
Lineage: Eukaryota; Viridiplantae; Streptophyta; Magnoliopsida; Proteales; Proteaceae
Product: probable UDP-arabinopyranose mutase 5
Exons: 4
Coding region: 230-1567 (445 amino acids)
Biological process (GO): plant-type cell wall biogenesis; UDP-L-arabinose metabolic process
Cellular component (GO): cytosol; Golgi apparatus
Molecular function (GO): UDP-arabinopyranose mutase activity
Source: RefSeq, a predicted model, not a curated record
CAACAAUCUACGGAAGGGAAACUGGGAAGAAAUCGAAGAUAUCAGACAGGUGUUGGUUUAUGAUUGGAGACACUUCGAACCGACCAAUGGUGAGAGAGAUAAGCGGAAGUUAUUCUAUAAACUCCGGGAAUUGAGGCGGCCAAGCAGGCAAGUAGAAGUUGGGCCAAUUCAUAGAGUUGUUCAGUGUUCAACGGAGAGAGAAGAGGAAGGUUUAUAGAGAGAUGUGUGAAUGAGAACAUCGCCCUCCCUUCUUUACCUCGCCAUUAACUCCACCGUCCUUAACAUCUCCCAUCUCUCCGAUCUCUCUGCCAUUCCUGAGCACAUUCUGCUCGACCUCUUCCGGAGAACACUGAGUGCUGGGAAGCUAACAGAGAAGGUAUUGAGGCUGUUUGUGACAACUGGCAAUGACCAAAUCCUUUCACUGAUUCAGACGCUUAAUAUCCAGCACAUCAUCACUCCUGUCCUCCCUACUAGAUGCUCUGAAAAAUUCUGGUUCCAGUUUGAGAAAAUGUCUCAUCCUAUCAUCAAGGAUGACGAGGUUGAUAUUGUGGUUGCGGCAAUCCAGCCUGAUCUUACCUCCUUUUUUGAGGAAUGGAGACCUAUCUUUUCCCGAUUCCACCUGAUAAUUGUUAAAGAUCCUGACCUCCAGGAGGAACUUAAAAUACCAGAAGGUUUUAACAUUGAUCUGUACACGAAGUCUGAUAUGGAUCGAGUUGUGGGCUCUACUUCCAUUCUUUUCACUGGUUACUCCUGCCGGUAUUUUGGUUAUCUUGUCUCCCGGAAAAAGUACAUUGUUGCAGUUGAUGAUGACUGUGUCCCGACAAAGGAUGGGAGGGGCUUUCUAUUUGAUGCAGUGGCGCAGCAUAUUCAUAACCUAAGAUUUCCUGCAACCCCAUUCUUCUUCAACACACUGUAUGAUCCAUUCCAAAAGGGUGCAGACUUCGUGCGCGGGUACCCUUUCAGCCUGCGAAGUGGAGUGAAAUGCGCCCUAUCAUCUGGGCUAUGGCUCAAUUUGGCAGAUUAUGAUGCUCCCACACAAGCCCUGAAGCCAGGGGAGAGGAAUGCUCGAUAUGUUGAUGCUGUAUUGACUGUGCCCUUGAAGGCCAUGAUGCCAUUGAGUGGGAUCAAUAUAGCUUUUGAUCGUGAGGUGAUAGGUUCUGCUUUAUUCCCAGGUCUGUGGUUGGCGGGGGAGGGCAAGCAGAGGUGGGAAACAGUGGAAGAUAUAUGGUGUGGGAUGUGUGCCAAGGUGGUGUGUGAUCAUCUCGGCCUUGGUGUGAAGAGUGGUGUGCCCUAUGUGUGGAGGAAUGACAGAGGUGAUGCCAUAGAGACCUUGAAGAAAGAGUGGCAGGGAAUGAAGCUGAUGGAGGAGGUAGUCCCUUUCUUCCAGUCAGUGAGAUUGCCGAGGACUGCAGUGGUGGCAGAGGAUUGUGUGCUCGAAAUAGCGGCAAUGGUGAAGGAAAAACUAAGUCCAGUGGAUCCUCUGUUCGGACAAGCGGCAGAUGCCAUGGUAGAGUGGGUCCGCCUAUGGAAGGCUGUUGCCUCGGUAUCCCCUAACCCUGCAGCAUAAGAGGAAAUGAACUCUUUCAUCCUUUAAUGUUCUUUCUCAUUUUCUCUAUUGGUAGCUUCCUUUGUUGUUUCUUUGCUGCUACUUGACAGAAUGUCCUGUGAAGAUGGGUGGCUGAAAAUAAGAAUGUUGUGGUUGUUUGUUGUUGCAAGUGACAGAGUAAUAUUUCAUC